Molecule: messenger RNA, 989 nt
Organism: Argentina anserina (silverweed cinquefoil)
Lineage: Eukaryota; Viridiplantae; Streptophyta; Magnoliopsida; Rosales; Rosaceae
Product: RNA-binding protein Y14
Exons: 4
Coding region: 55-681 (208 amino acids)
Biological process (GO): RNA splicing
Cellular component (GO): nucleus; exon-exon junction complex; cytoplasm
Molecular function (GO): mRNA binding
Source: RefSeq, a predicted model, not a curated record
CCCAAAUUGCAAGAGGGAGCAGCAGAGACUAGUAGUGAGCUCAGGAAAUCAGGUAUGGCGAACAACGCAGACGUCGAAGCCGUCGACUUUGAGCCCGAGGACGAUGACCUCAUGGACGAGGACGGCGCCAUCGACGCCGACCCCUCCGCCUCCCCACGUGCAGCACCACCCCACAAGCUCAAGUCUGCUAUCACCGGCGCCGCCUCCGCUUCUCUCUCCGCUCCUAAGAAGACCAAAGGCCGCGGCUUCCGUGAAGAUCGCAACACCGAGCGCAGCACCCGCCUCGCCGUCUCUGACUUGGACGCCCUCCGUGCUCUUGACGGCCUUGAGCCCCAGCGAUCCAUCGAGGGAUGGAUUAUUCUGGUUACCGGAAUCCAUGAGGAGGCACAAGAAGAAGAUCUGCUUGCUAUAUUUGGUGAAUAUGGGGAAAUAAAGAAUUUGCAUUUAAAUCUUGAUCGCCGUACUGGAUUUGUCAAGGGGUAUGCUCUUAUUGAAUAUGAGAAUUUUUCGGAGGCGCAAGCUGCAAUAUCCAAAAUGGACGGAGACAAUGUGCUUACACAGGUUGUUAAUGUUGACUGGGCCUUUAGCAAUGGAUCCUUCCUUGAUGGGUCAAAAAAGAAGAACCCAAGACAACUACGAGAUCGUCGCUCAAGGAGUCCUCAUAGGGAGAGGAGAUUCUAAUGUGACAUGCAUGGUAUUGUGAGGAGGUCUGGAUUUUGAGCAAUGAGUAGUGAUACUUUAUCAUCAAGUGUGAGAUUUAGGUUGAUGUGUGCAAUUUUCGCCUAUUUUCUAUUUACGGAUUAAUCUCAAUUUGCCAAGGAGCCCUCAGUAUCUGCUUCAGUUCAGCUGUGGUUUAUUAAGUACUGUUUCUUUGUUUAGGGAUUUUUCUCCUAUUAACAUGAUGCUGUUUUUCAGUUGUGAUUCACUUUCUGAUUAUAAAGAUGUUGAGACCAUAACUUUGUAAUUUUAAUGUAGAUCAAUCUUCUUCA